Varroa destructor (honeybee mite) is the source of this 2356-nucleotide messenger RNA. Its product is annotated as V-type proton ATPase subunit D-like. The record is from RefSeq and is a predicted model, not a curated record. NCBI's taxonomy places the organism in Eukaryota, Metazoa, Arthropoda, Arachnida, Mesostigmata, Varroidae. Gene Ontology annotation, molecular function: proton-transporting ATPase activity, rotational mechanism.
AGAGAGUCAAGUAUUAGUUGACUAUUCUGUCAUACGAUGUAUUCAAAGACUUUUAAAUGAUACUGCAUGACAUAAAAUCGGUUAUUUAUGGACGAACUUGUUUUUAAGUCUGUCAACGACAAGUGUGCGGUUCGCCUGUUCGAAACUGACUUCGUGAAUAUCAGGUCGGUUCCGACCGAUCUGCCCUUUCCACGAUACAAAAUCGUCUGCUGUUAUUGAAAUGAAAAUGAGGAUUCAUACCACGGCGUUCUAAUAAACUGGAGACCGAGAAGAACAUUAAACGUUUCGAGUCUCAAAAAGACCCGACGCAAAAAUCUAUAAACGGUUGUCGUUCCCUGCUAUAUCAGUCUUUUAUGUGUUGUCAUCCCUACGGAGGAAAUGUUUUUUUCGCAGUUCUUCGUGCACCAUGACCCCUACCAGGCCCCGACAUCUCAUACCUGACGUUAUGAACACUUAAGUGUCGAUUUAGAUGGGUAACGCCCUCAAUGGUCACCAACAAAUCAUAGAACGGAGCAAGCUCAUUAGAAGGGUAUUUCCGAAGAUACACUUUAUUUUGGAUGAGUGGCUGGGUUUGAUGGUCAUCAUGUGAUACCUCUGCGCUUUCAAGGUCCCAUGACAGCAGCCGAGAGUCAACUGUUUGAGUAGGGUGGCAGUUACUGAGAACUGGAAUGUUCGGUUCGUAGUCCAGAGCGGCAAAGGUUUGUGAGCGAAAUCAGGGAAGAUUAGACGAACUUAUUUGUUUGACACGAGAUAUCAAAACCAAACGCGAUGUCGACUAACAACGACAAAAUUGCGAUCUUCCCGUCACGUAUGGCCCUUACAUUGAUGAAAAGUCGUCUGAAGGGAGCUCAAAAAGGACACUCGCUAUUGAAGAAGAAGGCCGACGCCCUUCAGAUUAGGUUCCGAACGAUCCUGAAGAAAAUCGUUGAAACAAAGGAGCUGAUGGGUGAAAUGAUGAAAGAGGCUGCUUUCUCUUUAACGGAAGCUAAAUUUGUCACUGGCGAAUUUAAGCAGGAGGUGCUUCAAAAAAUCACUAAGGCACAACUGAAAGUUCGUGACAAAAAGGACAACGUUGCCGGAGUAAAUAUUCCAGUAUUCGAACUAUAUCAGGACGGCAAAGACGCUAACGAACAUAUCGGACUCGGACGUGGAGGUCAGAAACUGACUUCUAUGAAACAGUACUAUGCUAAGGCGGUUGAGCUGCUUGUUAAUCUCGCUUCUCUGCAGACCUCGUUCAUUGUGCUUGACGAAGCCAUUAAAAUUACCAACAGGAGAGUGAAUGCCAUCGAGCACGUCAUUAUCCCGAGGUUCGAGCGAACAAUUGCUUACAUUAAUUCAGAACUGGAUGAACGGGAGAGGGAAGAGUUCUUUCGUCUGAAGAAAAUUCAAGAAAAAAAAAAAGCAGCCAAGGAAAGACACGAGAAGCAGUUAGCCUUGUUGAAAGCACAGGGAUUCAAUGUGGACGAAGUGCCCAAUAUGCUUGAAGACGAACACGAUCAAGAUCUACUGUUCUGAAAAGGUGGAUGCAAUGGGGCAUAACGAAGACAUUUCGACGCUCCUCAGUUCGUCUCAGCGUUUCUUAGUUGGAACCUGCGAGUAUUACCAGUACUGAAGGUUGUUCGUACGAAGUCGAACGUGAAAAGGAUCGAAGAAACUUUGAAGAGCAGUGCGUGCGCACGUGAAUGGUUGAGUUGCUUCUAGCCUUAUUUAGUGUACUUAGGCUUUCUGAAUUAAGCCCGCGUAUGUGAAAUAUACGUUCAGUAUGUGAUUGUGAUAUAUCGUUAAGGUACAACGUAUUUCUGGUAAACGUUUAUCGACACAGAGCACACAAAAAAUACUGAUAUUGUUUUAGAAAACGGGCUUAAGGUAACGCCCGUGCACAUGUGCAAUACCAAAUGUAAUUAUGCUGGUAUAAGAAUUUAUGAUCUUUAUUCGUCUAUGGUAAUAAAAUUAUUAAAACAACCAAAUUUCCAAAUUAUAGAGGGAUCAACGUCAGGAGCCUGUCUAUAUGACAGAACAAGCUUCUCACGUUAUUUUUAACGACUCCAUUAUUUUUUCGCUCAAAACCAUAUCUCUUACUUGCACUUAGGCUCUCCCAUCGCAGCCUUUCGUAUCUAAGGGCUAUGAAAUUAUUUUCCGUUUAAUUCUAUUAUUGUUAGUGUUAUAAAUGUAAUGGCUAGAAUAAAAUGUUAGGAACUGGAUUCAUCAUUAUGCCGGACAGAAGAUUCAUGUCAAAGACAAAACGAUUAAAAGAGUAUAAUGCACGAUUGAUAAAUAAAGUAUUACUGUAGGCUUUUACUGACUUGACAAAAUAAAUGCAUACGCUGUUAUAUAUCUAUGUAGAAGUAUAAACCAA